AAUAGGUCGACGUAGUGGCCUAUUCGUAAGACAAUGUACUCGAUUUUUUCAAAGAAAACUGAAUUCUAUUGAAUAAAAAUGGCAGCUCUUAGGCUGAGAAUGGGGGACCUGCAGGAGCUGUCUACAAAAUUAGAUGAACUAGAGAAGAAUGAGCAGAUUCUACUCGAUACAGUAUAUUCAAAUGUCUCUAGGGUACUGAAUAAAGGAAGAUAUUUAACAAAACAGAAAACCAAAGAUGAAGAGAAGGUUCAAACUGAGGUUGCUGAAGUAGAAAAGGCUUUAGGAAUGAUCAAUGGCAUGAUAAUGGAGUUUACAGACCUUUUGAGCAAUGAAAAAGAAGAAAAACAACUGAAAUAUGUGAUCCUGCAAAGCCAGUUGACAGAUAUCUGUACCAGGCAAAGGGAAAUAAUUCUGGAUUUGUUUCAAAUAGCCACAAGAUUAAACGAAAUAAUCCCGAAAUUAAAUAGUUUGUCUACAAAGUUUUCUGACGAUGUUGAAAUUUUUAAGAUCAAGUUGCAAUCCUGGUCUUUGCAAAAGCAGGCUGAAAAUGUCAAUCAGGAUAUGGCUGAUUUAAAUGAGUUUUCAGAAACCAUUGACAUAACUUGUAAAGGCGAGAGUCUUGUCGAUGCUCUAGACACACUGGGCUGGAGCACUUACACUACUGCACAGUUGGUGAAGAUGGAUGAGUCUUCAGUUUCAGGAAACAUUAACGGAACUUCUAAAAGCGAGAGUCUUGUGGAUGCUCUAAAUGCACUUGGUUGGAACACUUACAGCACUGUACAGAAGGUGGAGUUUCUUGGGGCUUCAGAUAGAUUUAGAGUUACGGAAAGAUUUGGAGUUACUGAUAGAUUUGGGGUUACUGAAAGAUUUGGAGUUACUGAUAGAUUUGGGGUUACUGAAAGAUUUGGCGUUACUGAUAGAUUUGGGGUUACUGAAAGAUUUGGAGUUACUGAUAGAUUUGGAGUUACUGAUAGAUUUGGAGUUACUGAUAGAUUUGGAGUUACUGAUAGAUUUGGAGUUACUGAUAGAUUUGGAGUUACUGAUAGAUUUGGAGUUACUGAUAGAUUUGGAGUUACUGAUAGAUUUGGAGUUACUGAUUGA
This is a messenger RNA of Physella acuta, 1101 nucleotides long. RefSeq lists its product as uncharacterized. Lineage: Eukaryota; Metazoa; Mollusca; Gastropoda; Physidae. The record is from RefSeq and is a predicted model, not a curated record.